UCUCUCUCUCUCUCUCAGUCUCUCUCUGUGUGCUUGUAGAGGAGGCUAGAAAGGCCAAGUGGGACAUGUGUCCAUCAUCACAUUAGCUGCGUCUAAGUUUCACACACUUUCACACACUUGACACUCACCAUGCAUCCCCUCAGAGUCCUGUCCCUCAGCUGCAUGUGGAGCUUGACAGUUGCCGUGAUGGGUCAGAAUCUCACCCAGUAUCCCCCAGCGAUAAAGAGCAGGAUCAACGAGACAGCGAGCCUCUAUUGCCAGGUGCUCGGCAUCGUCUCGUUCUGCUACACGGUCGCCUGGAUGAAACUGCACCCCCAUAGCGACACGAUGGAACUCUGCAAGAACAUCCAAAUGCACAUCGAUGUCGAGAGACAGUCCUGCCGAGCAGACAUCCUUAGGGCAACCACAGAGGAUUCUGGGACAUAUUACUGUGCUGUUGUGUACAAGGAAAGAUUGUUCAUUGGCAAUGGAACAGUGGUUGUUGUUGAAGGCCAAGACAGUCCCUCAGUUGAAAUUGCAUUGACUGUCCGCCACAGAAACGAUUCGCUUGCUGUUCUUACUUGUGUGGUCACUGGCGUCCACCCAUCCCAAGCGCGUGUGUUCUGGGUCCUUGAAGACGUGAGCGAGGAGAGGGGCCAAUCUGAGUCUGUCUGGACCAAUGGCAGCUUCCCACCCUCUGUAUUCACGCGUAACCAAGUUGUAGUGUCUCUCCCGGAGUUCGGAUCGGGAGAGAAGCACACUUGUGUGGUGGAGAGCAGAGGGAUGAGACUCAAUAGAAGCCUCACGUUAAGUGAUACUCAAGACAUAUGCCAUACUGCCAGUGUACAUAGAAUGCUGGGGAUUGCAUCAGCUCUUUUGCUGCAAAUGAUGAUGGUUGCCAUGGCACAGCAUAUCAGGAAGAUCCUAACAGGAAGCAGCUGGUCAGUGAGAAGUAUGUCACAUAGAACUGGAUGAAGAAUGAAAAAAAUGCUUGAUCAUCAAAUCUGAAGUUCACAUAGAAGUUGUGUUUUGAUCACAUUAUAUAUCAUACAAAGCAUUUCAACAUCUGACUCAACCAUAGGCCUUGUGACAAAGUGAUUAGCAUGUUAAUUCUUGUGUGUCCAGCAGAUGUCAGUGUUUUUUGCAAACAUUCCCACCAACUUCACAAGUCAAACUUGUUUUCUUUCUAUUUUUGGCAGUAAUAUGUUAUGUUAUGUUAUACCACUGUAUUGAGCCUAAUUCAAUUAAACAGCAACAUGAAAGAAGGUGCCUGCUCGACAACCUCAGUGAAAUGUUCUUCAAAGCUGUUUUGUUGGUGAUGUUUUUUGCCCACAAAGGUUGAUUUGUUAAUGAUUUUGUUUCUGACCAUGAAUAGGUUUGGUUGUUGAUUGGCUACUGUGUGAAAUCUGUCUAUAGGACUAGGAAUUUAACAUCUUUCAUGUGUUUGAAAAAAAAAAUGCCACUGACAUUACCUCUGUCCAUAAUCGUGACACUUUUUGAUUUUCAUACUGGAACUCAUCAACUAGAAUUCACAUUCAAAAUGUCUGGCUCUUGAUUUAUGUGACAUUUGAACGUCAGUUUAUGUAAAGACUACAGUGCAAUAAUAGGCAACAAAAUAAAUCUUUGAUACUUUUAA
Molecule: messenger RNA, 1615 nt
Organism: Alosa sapidissima (American shad)
Lineage: Eukaryota; Metazoa; Chordata; Actinopteri; Clupeiformes; Clupeidae
Exons: 5
Coding region: 130-954 (274 amino acids)
Source: RefSeq, a predicted model, not a curated record